AUGGCGAACUCUCAGCUUCAGGCGCUGGCAAAGGUCCGUGGGAUGCUAGACUUUGUCCUCCACCCGUCUUCUCCUGACACGAGUGGCAUACCUGUCGAAGAUGAGAGGCUGCAGAAGGUGAUGGAGUGGGUGUCCAAGCAGGAAGAUCCCAUUGACGGCGAACUGCUGCCAGAUGCAUCCCAGACCGCAAAGGAGCUUCUGGCGAAGGGCCUGUUUAAGGACAACUUCACCGCGGCUCUCCUUAACGGGAUUGAACCCGAAGAUGGUGGGGGCGUGGGCACUCCGUUCGAGAGCGAGGGCAACGGCGACUGCUUGUUGAAUUCAGUGGCGGCAUUAUUUGCCAAGGAGGGAGGUCGAGGAGUCAGAAGUGCUGUCAAGACAAUGGCGGUGAAGCUUCGACUCAGCGUCGUGCUGUACGGGCUGAAGUACAUGGAGAUAUUUCUGCUGGAGCAGGAUGACCAUUUUGGGGCAUGGUACAACUACACGUCGGAUGUGCGGGAAAGGCUGGAGAAGAACGGGUGGCAUGUGGUGCCCGACGUCGACAACAACUGGCACGUCGGGUCGUCAAACUGCGCGCGGCUGAUGUUCCUUGCGCAGCUGCGGAGCAUAGCAAAGCCUGGGGCAUGGCUCUAA
Ectocarpus siliculosus is the source of this 633-nucleotide messenger RNA. The record is from the annotation of a GenBank genome assembly. Lineage: Eukaryota; Phaeophyceae; Ectocarpales; Ectocarpaceae.